GACCUGAUUUAAAGUAAUGAACUCAUCGGUAGACUAGGUUUUAACUUAUGCCAAUUUCAACCCAACAAGCGGCAGAAGCAGUUAAAAACGCAGAUUCCGCUUCCUGCUUCGACAUGGCUAAAGUACUAAUGCCGGGUCAACUAGUGAAAUCCAACAUUGCCCCAGAACUGAUCCAGGGCUACUACGCCAAACGAGGAAGUUCGUUCGAAGAAGAAGAAGAAGCGAGGAAUAUUUCGAAGGUAUACAAAAGUGGGCGCCUCGAUAAAGAUAUCGGCAUAUUGGUGAAACCAGGUGAAUCUAAAUCAAGGCCCUUACUAGUGCAAUUGGGAAAACCUCUGGGAACUUUUUUCCCGCCUUCUCACGGACCUUUCAGUGCACUAACUCCAAGUAUGUGGCCGCAAGAUAUUUUAAGUGUGUUGACACAAAGUGAAAAGUACAGAAUGUCCCCCGAGUUCAGGUACGAUGAGUUCGGGUUUCGCGAGGACCGCGAAGACGACGCUGAGCCGAACAGCAAUCAGUUGCUAAGCGAACCGUUGAACGAUGAUCCAAAUUUGGUUCUCAGAUGGGUUGCGCAUUUGGAGUUUACGUGCAAUCAUGACAUGGGUGAUUUAACGUGGGAUAAGGUCGAUGACAUUUUGCCUAAAUCUGAGAAGCUUCGCAUGCUGGUGAAAGAAGGGAUCCCACAUUGCAUGCGACCUCAAAUUUGGUCUAGACUGGGAGGAGGCAGACUAAAACAAGUCAAGUCUGAGAUAUCGUAUGUAGAAAUUGUGAAGCACUCGACAGACGACAACCUGAUUUCAUCUCGCCAAAUCGAGAAAGACUUGCUAAGGACGCUGCCAAACAAUGCACUGUUUUCUGCAAUGUUAUCCUACGGUGUUCCUAGGCUGAGACGUGUUCUAAGAGCUCUGGCCUGGCUCUACCCUGAGAUUGGGUAUUGCCAGGGAAUGGGAACAAUUGUCGCAACUUUCCUUCUAUUUAUGGAAGAGGAAGAAACGUUCUGGAUGGUUGCUGCAAUAAUUGAAGAUAUUGUACCGGCAUCUUACUACACACAUUCACUUCUAGGCGUACAAGCUGAUCAGAAAGUUUUGAGACACUUAGUGAUGAAUUAUCUACCUGAAAUCGACAUUCAUCUAAAAGAGUAUGACAUUGAGUUGUCUCUCAUCACGUUGCACUGGUUCCUGACCCUGUUUUCUGGAGUCUUACACAUGAAAGUUCUACUGCGAGUGUGGGAUCAGUUAUUCUAUGAAGGAUCCGUUGUUCUGUUUCAAAUAACUCUUGGCCUGCUAAAAAUGAAUGAAAAUGAGAUUUUGGAACAAGACAACACCGCGCAGAUAUUCAACCUACUGUCCAAGCUACCAGAAAUGAUUACAGAUGUUGACAAAGUUCUUCAAAUUGCAUCCAAAACUGCUGGAUCAUUGACUGAAGUUCUGAUCGAGACGCAACGACGAAAACAAAUGGCUGUAGUUAUCGAGGAGCAUAAAUCUAAAGGUCAUGAACUGGAUACUGAAGGAGCAAGUAAGCAAGUUGUAAGUCGGAGACAAAUGCGAAGACCAAAAUCGAUGAUCAACUUAUUCUUUAGCUCAAAUGACCUCGAAAGUGAAAAGGUGAAAAAUAUCCAACAGACGGAAAUCAUCACCGAUCUAAGAGAUUCAGUGCAGCAAAUCGCGAGGCACUUUCAGGCCACAGAGAAGAAGUACAAAACCUUGUCUAUCGUCGCUGACUACACUUUAGAAUCACAUCAGAAAGACCAUGAAAGGUAUCUGAAGAUUGCAAGAAACAGACGACGAAGAGCGAAAGCGUUGCUCGAUUUCGAGCGCCACGAUGAUGACGAGCUUGGCUUCAAACGAAAUGAUAUCAUCACUAUAAUCUCAAUGAAAGAUGAACAUUGCUGGGUUGGAGAAUUAAAUGGAGUGCGAGGUUGGUUCCCAGCUAAAUUUGUUGAAUUGUUGGAUGAACGAAGCAAACAAUACACACAUGCUGGAGACGAUUCAGUAACAGAUACUAUUACAGAUCUGGUGCGAGGACACUUAUGUCCUAAUUUGGACAAGUUCUUUCGCCAUGGAAUGAAGCAAGCCAUGAUUGGCCAUGAAUGUCAUCCAUGGUUAUUCGUAGAAGAAGCUGCCAUAAAAGAAGUUGAGAAAGACUUCAACUCUGUUUACUCUCGUUUAGUGCUGUGUAAGACGUAUCGUUUAGACGAAGAUGGUAAAGUCCUAACUCCUGAGGAGUUAUUAUACCGUUCAGUGCAGUCGAUCAAUCAAACUCAUGAUACAGUGCAUGUAGGCAUGGAUGCGAAAUUCAGAUCCUGGGUCUGUCUAGGCUUGAACGAACAAGUUCUUCACAUCUGGCUGGAAAUUUUGGCAUCGUGUGAAACGGUCACAGGCAAAUGGUUCAACAGAGGCGCAUUCAUGAAUUCGCCAGGAUGGGUUCAAAUUAAAUGUGAAUUAAGAAUCCUUUGUGAGUUUGGAUUCAAUUUACACGUGCAUACCGAGCUGCCGAGUAAAGCAGCUAAAGAUAAUAUGGCACUGAAGACCAUUACAAAUGCACCUGGGUCUAAAAGGUCGGACUCAUCAACUAGUUCAAAUAAACCAAUGAAAGAGGGCGUUAGAGAUUUGCUGGUAAAGCAUCAUCUGUUUUCAUGGGAUCUGUAGUUCGAUUAAAUUAGUGCUAAAAUGUCAGAGGUUAAAUAUAUUUAAAUCAGUCAAUCUCCAAACUUUAAUAGAUGACCUAUUUAUAGAGUUGAAUUUGUAAAACUAUUAUAUGAUAAUUCGUACAUGAUUAGAGCUUCUAAGUUUUAAGAACCGUUUCGCGGGAAGUUAAUUUUCUAGUUUUCCAGAAUUGGCUCAAAUUAAGCACUAACAACAUCACAAGAAGAAAUCAUUGUCGAAUAUAAGUUUAAGUGUAAAUUUUCGAAUGUCUUGCAAUUGUCAAUAGGUAAUUUAUGAAUCAAUAAUCCUACAUUACUUGAUUUCAUAUCAGUAUAUUCUGUGUUCUGUUUGUAAAUGUUAGCAA
Symsagittifera roscoffensis is the source of this 3009-nucleotide messenger RNA. Its product is annotated as small G protein signaling modulator 3-like. Lineage: Eukaryota; Metazoa; Xenacoelomorpha; Acoela; Convolutidae. The record is from RefSeq and is a predicted model, not a curated record. The transcript has a single exon. Gene Ontology annotation, molecular function: protein binding. The coding region runs from base 48 to 2648 and encodes 866 amino acids.